Messenger RNA from Phascolarctos cinereus (koala), 4795 nucleotides. The record is from RefSeq and is a predicted model, not a curated record. Lineage: Eukaryota; Metazoa; Chordata; Mammalia; Diprotodontia; Phascolarctidae.
GCCCGAGAGAUGACUCUGGGUUUCAGAGACGGAAAUUUUCCGGGAGGGACGGUCCGGGAUUCACCAUGGAGCCAGUGGCAUCCUGGGGUCCUGGGUCGGUGGUGGCCUGGCUGAGAGGCCUGGAUGACCUGGUACAAGAGUACCCCUUUGAGGAGUGGGCCCUGGUGGGGAGUGAUCUGCUUCAGCUCUGUCCUCGGAGCCUGGAGGCCCUGGGGGUCUAUCACAUUGGCCAUCAGGAGCUCAUCCUAGAUGGAGUGGAACAGCUCCGGACUCUGAGCUCUGGGCUAGAGACUGAAAAUCUCCGGAAGCUAACAGAGCAGCUGCAGACCCUAACCCACAAGUUGUGCAGUCUUGUCCCAGGCUGCCUUGGGGCCAGUGGGGAACCCGCCCCAGAACUACUCACUGGAGCUAUCGAGCUGGUCCGAGCAGCUUGGGCCCUUCUCUGCUGGCUCAACAGGUACCUUUUUUCUCAAAUCAAUGACUUCUCCGCCUGCCAGGAGAUUGGGGAUUUGUGCAGAGAGCUGGCCCAGGUCCUGCAGAAGGUACUGAAGGGGAACAGACGUGUCAUUCCAGGAUUUGAGGAGAGAUCUGGAGUUGGGGACUGCCCAGUGGCACAAAAGGAGGCCCAGAUCCUGAGGCUUGGUGACAACAUUCUGAGCAUCUGUGACGCCAUUCUGAGUGUCAGCCCUGCCGACUUGCUGGACCAGCUAGCUCUCUUGGAGCUGGUGGAGCUGAGAGCCAGGCAUCCGGGGGAGCCCUUGGGCCUGGAAAUCCUAACCACCAACAGCUGCCACCACUUUGUGUCUGGAACAGCCCCAGAGUCUCCUGCUGACAGCUGUUCCCAGAUCUUGCUUGGAGACGAGAUCGUGCAGGUCAACGGGCAAGUGGUGGUGGGCUGGCCCCGGGCUAGCUUAAACAGGCAGCUGCUCCAGGACCCGGCCGUCCUCAGACUGGUGCUGAAGACUGUUCCUGUGCCCAAGACUGACCCUCAGAGCCCCUUGGACAUUUCCUGCUCGAGGAGCCAAUCACCAGACUUGACCUCCCCAUCUCCUAGAGCCUCAGAAGAAAAAGCAACUGCCUUCGUUUUUGACCAGAGCUCAGACCCAAGAUCCCUCAGGUCCCCUGAGGCAGGCCCAACCACACCUUUAGCCUGUGGCAAUAUCUGGGGCCCUGACGGGGCACCCAGCUCCCCCAGAGUAGCAGAUCCCCACCCAACAGCCCAGCCAGGCAUAGAGGAAACUGAGAAUCACGGAUUCCCGGAGCCCCUGGACAAGAGUCCUUCCUGCACUCGGAAGAAGUUGAAAUCCAAAGGGGUGGCGACCCGGCUGAGCCGGAGGCGGGUGUCAUGCCGGGAGCUGGGCCGGCCUGACUGUGAUGGGUGGCUCCUGCUUCGGAAGGUGCCUGGAGGUUUCAUGGGCCCUCGCUGGCGCCGCUAUUGGAUGGUACUGAAGGGUCACACCCUCUACUGGUACCGCCAGCCCCAGGAUGAGAAGGCUGAAGGGCUGAUCAAUGUCUCCAACUAUAGCCUGGAGAGUGGUCAAGACCAGAAGAAGAAAUAUGUGUUCCAGCUUACCCAUGAUGUAUAUAAGCCCUUCAUCUUUGCUGCAGAUACCCUGGCUGACUUGAGCAUGUGGGUGCGCCAGCUGGUGACUUGCAUUUCCAAGUACAAGUCUCUGAGCCGAACUCCUACGCCCAAAGAGGAAGAGUGUUAUAGUGAGACAGAAGCAGAAGACCCCGAUGAGGAAGCAGGGUCCCGCUCAGCCUCACCCAGCCCAGUAGGAGUCUGGAGCUCUCCCCCUGGAGAUGCCUCCCCCUCAGCCACAACCCCCCAAGGCAGCCCCUCAGUGUCACAUAGCCCUUCAUCAGCCUCAGACAGCAGCAGUGAGGGAGCUCUGGAGCACCUGGUCCGGGGCCUCCAGCGGGGGGGUGUGUCCUUUCUGGGGCGCCCACAGUUCUUGACCCAGGAGCAAUGUCGCCGCUCUUUCCUGCGCCGUGCCCAUGACCCCCAACUCAAUGAGCGGGCCCAUCACGUGCGAUGCCUGCAGAGCACGCUCAAGGCGAAGCUUCAGGAGCUACAGGUCCUGGAUGAGGUACUGAAUGACCCCAUGCUGACUUCUGAGAAGUUCAGGAGGUGGAAAGAGAAAAACCAGGAAUUAUAUUCAGACAGGCCUGGAGGCUGGGCUGGGACAGUGGCUGAAGGGACUUCAGCUUCCCUUCCUGACCCUGGAACCUGAGGACCAUACUUCCUUUGACCCCAAAGAGCACUUGCCUCGUGACAUCCAAUGCCCAAGGCCACCUGACCUUUGACUCUGGGGGAAGGGAGGACAUUUGCCUUCUAAUCUCUGACCCAGGGAGUUCCCAACCCUGGGUAGGUGGAGGUAUCUAUCUACCACCUGACCUCUGAUCUUAUGCUCACCCCACCCUGGCUUUGUCCAGGAUAGGCUGGUCGAGGUCCCCUCUGGGGUCUGAGUAGGGCUGAGAACCCCCUCCCUAUGCCUCCACCCUCAAUUUCCUGACCCCCAGGCUGUUGGGGUGACAAGUGACAAGUCUCAAUUUCCUGCUUCACAGACCUCAGCUCAGACCCCUUCUCCUUUUCUCCCUCUCUUGGUUCCCCCAAAUUGUCCAAUCUGUUUGCCUGCAACUCAAAGCCCACGACAUGCUGCCUUCUCUCUGGCCAGAACUGUCUGAGGAUGGGGAGAACAGAACCCAGCAUCGUUUUAGAUCUUAUCAAUUCCCUCAAAGAGGGAAAAUGAGAGAGCAGAGAGAUGAAAACAUGCAUUUGGAAGGUGAAUCCAGAAGUGGGGGGCAGGGGAGGGGGAGAAGUCAAGGGACGUGAUCCCCUAUUCUGGUCAUGCAGACUGCUCAAUCCCUACCUCUCCCCCUACCCCAUGCUGCACACUCAGUACAGGUGUACCUCAUUUUAUAGAAUGGCUGCAUUAAAGCAAAUUUACUCCAGUGUCCCUCUGACUGGUGGUCUACAACCAGAGGUAAGCUCUCAGAGGAAGCAGGGCCCCAAUAUCUCAAGAUCACAUAAUCUCAAGUUUGGAGAAGAGACCUCAGGGGCCAUAGUGUGUCCUAAUGGGACACUCUUCCUGAAAAGGAGUCAACCAGCUUUUUGUCUAAGGUUUCUAGGGAGGGGUAGCCCACCACUUCCAGAGAACAACUUAGACCACUUUUGGAUUACUGGUUGUUAGGAAGUUUUCCUUAGGUGAAAUCUACAUGGUAUGGUAGAUAGAGUGCUGGACUUGGAAAUAGAAAGAUCUGGGUUCAAAUCCUGCCUCAGUUACUAGUAGUCAUGUGAUCCUGGAGAUGGGGUUGGGGUUAGGGGUAAAAUAUCCCUGAAAGUUCAUGUUCUCUUUUGGUUCAUUAUGUCCCACUGCCCUUGAGUUUUCUCUAGUUAUAGCUCAUGUCUUAGGUUUCCACAGAUGUUCGGAAAGAGAAGGAGGCAUAGUCUCUGAUUCUUAUACAAGCACUCAUAUUAACACAUACAUAUCAGGUAUAGGAUAGCCUCCACAGAAAAUGUAGAUGAUUCAAAGGGGUCCAUAAACAGAUAAAAUAAACAUAUAAGGCAUGCAAAGAACUCUGGACUCGUAAAAAUAUAGAGAGAGCACAUGAAGUAUUUGAAGUUGUUUCCCUUCGAAAGAAUGAAACUCGGGAUUGCCAGGGGGGCAAUACUCUAACAUUUUGCUGACUCAGUAGCUGUGCUACAGAAUUCUAUAUAGUCCCUCCCAGACUUGUAGUACCUCCUAUAAUUUCAACCCCAAAAGGAAGCCACACUGCUUGAUGAACGUCCCCCUCAACAUCAAAGGUGCAUUGUCUAAAUAGUAGUGAAAAGUGGCAAGUUCCUCUUUUGUCCCCCCACGUUGAGAACUUAGUCUAACUUCAGGAGUUAUGUAGGUAAUCCUCUUUUUCCACCAAUAAACACACUGCCCAGGAACCAUUGAACUUGGGGUUAUUCCUGAAGCAACUCUUAAGGAUAGUGCUGCCCAAGAAAUCUCUCUUCUCUGGCUGGAAGACUGACAACAUGCUCUCUAGGUGGUCAAAGUCCCUCCCUCUUGCCCCCUCAGAAGGUUGGGGCUCAGGAACAUUGUUCACAAGUGCCCUCAGGCCCCAUGGACUGGAACGCAUCUACCUCUGACAUGGACUCCUGCAGGAACUCUUGGUGUUCCAAUGCUAUUCCAGCUGUUGCUAAUUCUUUGGCUGGUUCAUUCUCAGUUCUCCAGUUCUGACCUGUGCUUAGAAAGAGAGACUGUGGCUAGGAACUUGAGGUCCAACAAUUCCCUUCUCAGGCCACCUGGGCAAAACACAUACAAUUUGCCAUAUGCUUCUGCUGCAAAUCUCCAUCGCCUGUUCUUUGGUCAGGGAGCAGAAGGCAACUCUUCUUCCCCCAACCCCACCAUACUCCUAGAAAAAAGGGUACCAGGGGAAUAGGUCAAAAUGGCGUCCGAAAGAGAUGAGCAGAUUUGUUGGCUCACUUGUAUAGAUGUUAACAGAUGUGUGGCAUCUCCAACGUGAUCCCGUCAUCCUGAGACUCAGCAGAUCAAAUCCAUCUUGUGACAGUCCCAUUCCCAAAACCCAUCCCCUAGGAGGAGCCAACCUAGCCAGUUCAUCUUAGUGAAGCCCUGGUCACUGAGAACUAAUGGGUAGCCUGUUGUCAUCUUGCCAAGGGUAUGUCCAUAACCUGGGGUCCGUGAAUUUGUUUUUCUAACAUUUUGAUAACUACACUUCAAUGUAAUUCAUCUGCCUACUAAUGCGAUGUAUUUUAUUGUAUGCAUUUUUAAAAAUAUUAUUUUUA